ACGCCUCCCUCCUGUGACGUGACACGGCCACGUUUCGCCGCGUCCGGGUUCUCAACAAGUUCUGCCCUUUCCCGCAACGUGUGACAGCUGCUUUCUUUUUUUUUUUUUAAACACACACACGGCACCGCGGUCAUGUAUCUUGGAAAAGUUGCCCGGAGUUUGGCGAGACCGGUCGGCGGCGCCCUGCGGCCCUCGGCCCGGGCUCUCAACCGGAGCUACUCCGCUGUCGCGGAAGCCAGAGCGGUGCUGGAGAGCGAGCUGGACGGCAUCCGAUCCGCGGGGACGUGGAAAUCGGAGAGGAUCAUCACGUCGAGGCAGGGACCUCGAAUCAACGUGGACGGCAGCAGCAGCAGCGGCAUAUUGAAUUUCUGCGCCAACAACUACCUCGGACUGUCCAGUCACCCGGAGGUGGUGCAGGCCGGGAUCGAUGCUCUGAAGACGCACGGUGCUGGACUGAGCUCCGUCAGAUUCAUCUGUGGCACACAGGAUCUGCACAAGAAUCUGGAGCAGAAGCUGGCGCAGUUUCACGAGAGGGAGGACUGCAUCCUCUACGCCAGCUGCUUUGAUGCCAACGCUGGACUGUUUGAGGUUCUGUUGGGACCAGAGGACGCAGUGCUGUCUGAUGAGCUAAACCAUGCCUCCAUCAUCGACGGGAUCCGACUGUGUCGAGCAAAGAGGCUGCGCUACAAACACAUGGACCUCGAGAACCUGGAGACCAAGCUCAAAGAGUCUCAGUCCUCUCGCAUGCGCCUGGUCGUGACGGACGGAGUCUUCUCGAUGGACGGAGACGUGGCCCCGUUAUCGCAAAUCUGUGACCUGGCCGAACAGUACGGAGCCAUGGUGUUUGUAGACGAAUGCCACGCCACCGGAUUCCUGGGGCCCCGAGGCAGAGGAACGGACGAGCUCCUGGGCGUGAUGGACAGAGUGGACAUCAUUAACUCCACCCUGGGGAAAGCACUGGGAGGAGCAGCUGGUGGCUACACAGUCGGCCCCAAGCCCCUCAUCGACCUGCUGAGGCAGCGCUCGCGGCCGUACCUGUUCUCCAACUCCCUCCCCCCUCCGGUGGUGGGUUGUGCCACCCGGGCUGUGGAGCUGCUGCUGGCCUCCAAUGAGAUUUCACAGAGCAUGGUGGCCAAAACCAUGAGAUUCAGGAACAAGAUGACGCAGGCUGGCUUCACCAUCUCCGGCUUGGCUCACCCCAUCUGCCCCGUGAUGCUGGGCGACGCCCGGCUGGCCUCCAUGAUGUCCGACGACAUGCUGAAGCUCGGGGUGUACGUGAUCGGAUUCUCCUUCCCCGUCGUACCAAAGGGCAAGGCCAGGAUCCGCGUGCAGAUUUCCGCCGCCCACACGGACGAAGACAUCGACCACUGUGUGGACGCCUUCAUCCAGACGGGCAGGAAGCACGGAGUCGUCUCUUGAGCGCAGGAAGCAGGAGGAACCCCGGCGACGCGCUCGAUCGUGCUGCCGGUUGCUCGCUGGAAGUAUUAGUUACAUUUGUAGGUCAACGGAUGUUAUUGUUGCCUUUGCUGAGCAGAAUAAAGCACUUUUCCUAACGUG
This is a messenger RNA of Cyclopterus lumpus (lumpfish), 1557 nucleotides long. RefSeq names its product glycine C-acetyltransferase (gene gcat). Gene Ontology annotation, biological process: biosynthetic process; L-threonine catabolic process. NCBI's taxonomy places the organism in Eukaryota, Metazoa, Chordata, Actinopteri, Perciformes, Cyclopteridae. The coding region runs from base 133 to 1419 and encodes 428 amino acids. The record is from RefSeq and is a predicted model, not a curated record. Gene Ontology annotation, molecular function: pyridoxal phosphate binding; glycine C-acetyltransferase activity. The transcript has 9 exons.